AGAAUAAAUCAUGUGAGAUGGUGGGUCUCGUUUGGCCCAACGCCAAAAACCUCUCCUGCUAUUUCAUCUCUUAAGCCGCUCACUUCUUUUCGUCUUCGUUUUCAACAUCUCUGGUGCCUUCUUCUCUUGCCGCUAACGUCGAAACAACAAAGAAAAUGACCGAGCAGGUAAACCCCAAGGCUUAUCCCUUAGCCGACGCCCAGCUUUCCAUCACAAUCCUCGAUCUCAUCCAGCAAGCUGCCAACUAUAAGCAACUGAAGAAGGGCGCCAAUGAAGCGACCAAAACACUUAACAGGGGAAUCUCAGAGUUCGUUGUCAUGGCUGCGGACACUGAACCAAUCGAAAUCCUUCUCCAUCUUCCCUUACUGGCAGAGGACAAGAAUGUUCCAUAUGUGUUUGUUCGUUCGAAACAGGCUCUUGGAAGAGCUUGUGGGGUUACAAGACCUGUGAUUGCUUGUUCAGUUACCAGCAACGAGGGUAGCCAACUGAAAUCACAGAUCCAGCAACUGAAGGAUGCAAUUGAGAAGCUACUCAUCUAAAUGGUGAAACAUUCCAGCAUGAAGGGCCUCGGUAUAGAGUUGUUGGAGGCUUGGACUGAUAUUCCGUAGGCUUCUUAUGAUUUUAGUAUUUCUUGAACCAGAUGCUUGUUUGUAAGAACGUAUGAUGUCUACAGUGUAUGAGAUUCCUUAUCUAUAGUUUGUUGUAAGUUA
Molecule: messenger RNA, 710 nt
Organism: Phalaenopsis equestris
Lineage: Eukaryota; Viridiplantae; Streptophyta; Magnoliopsida; Asparagales; Orchidaceae
Product: NHP2-like protein 1
Exons: 5
Coding region: 156-539 (127 amino acids)
Biological process (GO): maturation of SSU-rRNA; mRNA splicing, via spliceosome; ribosome biogenesis
Cellular component (GO): precatalytic spliceosome; box C/D methylation guide snoRNP complex; small-subunit processome
Molecular function (GO): RNA binding
Source: RefSeq, a predicted model, not a curated record